Drosophila willistoni is the source of this 2405-nucleotide messenger RNA. RefSeq names its product prolyl 4-hydroxylase subunit alpha-1 (gene PH4alphaEFB). The record is from RefSeq and is a predicted model, not a curated record. The coding region runs from base 455 to 2107 and encodes 550 amino acids. Gene Ontology annotation, biological process: peptidyl-proline hydroxylation to 4-hydroxy-L-proline. Gene Ontology annotation, cellular component: endoplasmic reticulum. Gene Ontology annotation, molecular function: L-ascorbic acid binding; procollagen-proline 4-dioxygenase activity; iron ion binding. NCBI's taxonomy places the organism in Eukaryota, Metazoa, Arthropoda, Insecta, Diptera, Drosophilidae. The transcript is spliced from 10 exons.
AACAUCAGUUCCAUUUGGCAGUGCUCAGUGCGCGGACGCAGAAAUCAAAGAAGCAAUAAUUAAGGAUUGAUUGAAAAUAAAAAUAACAUAAACGCAACUAUACGAAACGGGAAGAAAAGUGCAAGAAACUAAAGACAAUAAAACACACAUCGUGUUUAGGUUAAGUGCAAAUGAGGAAUCCCAAGAAUCUCAUUUAAUGUGGGUGGCGUGGGUGCAAUGUAAAUCGCAAAAGUCAGUGGCAUCGGCAGGCGGUCUUCUCUAGGUAUCUGAAGUAUCUGAACGAAACGGCAUCCAAAAGUGUGUGUGAGAAAGAAACAGUAAACAAAAGGGAAGGCAAAAGGCAGACGUGACAAAAGUGCAUCUAUAUUCAAUCGAGAAGAAAAAAACCAAAGCAACAAGUUCUAAGGAAACAUCAGAAUCCUAAAUAAACGGGCUAAGCAAAUAAAUAAGCAACAUGUUGCCAAUUUGGACAAAUUUGGGACUUGUUGGCCUUUUGCUGUUGUGCAUUUCGGGCGUUCGUGGUGAGCUGUAUACGGCUCUGGCGGAAAUGGAGGAACUACUUGAGACUGAAUCCGUAUUAAUAAAUAAUCUAGAAGGCUAUAUACGUGUCCAGGAAGACAAGCUGAGCUAUUUGAAGAAUAAGAUGGAUGAAUACCAAAGGGAACACGCGGAUGCGUCUAGUGAUAUAACAGCUUAUGUGUCUAAUCCAAUAAAUGCAUAUUUGCUAACCAAACGUCUGACCACCGACUGGCGGCAAGUUGAGAAUCUCAUGGAGCACGAUGUGGGCGGUGCUUUUCUGCAAAAUCUCACACAAUACCGCAAUGUGUUGAAAUUUCCCUCGGACGAAGAUCUUAAUGGUGCAGCGGUGGCCUUGCUACGUUUACAGGAUACCUACCAAUUGGACACAUCGAGUGUGGCACGUGGCAAGCUGAAUGGCAUCCAGUAUAGUACGGCAAUGUCUUCGGAUGACUGCUUCGAGUUGGGCCGUCAGUCCUAUGUGAACCAUGACUAUUAUCACACAGUGCUCUGGAUGAACGAGGCGAUGUCCCGCAUGCUGGAGGAGACGCACAAUCAGACCCAAACCUUCACCCGGGCCGACAUUCUAGAAUAUUUGGCCUUCUCCACCUACAAGCAGGGCAAUGUGGAGAGCGCCUUGCUUAUGACCAAUGAACUGCUUCAAUUGCUGCCCUAUCAUGAAAGAGCCAAUGGCAAUAAGAAAUUCUACGAAAAGGAGAUAGCCCACCUCAAGGAGAUGAAACGCAUGAAAGGUGAUGAUGGCUCUGAUGAAAUGCCCGUCUCCGAUUUGCCCGUGGCAAAAAGUGAUCCUGGAGUCUACGAUAUAACCGAACGCAAGGCCUAUGAAAUGCUAUGUCGGGGUGAACUGAAACCAUCUCCGGCCGAUUUGCGUCCUCUGCGCUGCCGUUAUGUAACCAACAAUGUGCCCUUCUUGCGAUUGGGUCCAUUGAAACUGGAGGAGGCACACAUGGAUCCGUAUAUAGUGAUUUAUCAUGAUGCCAUGUAUGACAGUGAGAUGGAUUUGAUAAAACGUAUGGCACGUCCACGCUUCCGUCGGGCCACUGUCCAGAAUUCAGUGACUGGAGCCCUGGAAACGGCCAAUUAUCGCAUAAGUAAGUCAGCCUGGCUAAAGACCGAGGAAGAUCAAGUGAUUGGCACAGUGGUUCAGCGUACAGCUGAUAUGACUGGCUUGGAUAUGGACUCGGCUGAGGAGCUGCAAGUGGUCAACUAUGGCAUAGGAGGACACUAUGAGCCUCAUUUCGAUUUUGCCAGGCGAGAGGAGAAACGAGCCUUUGAGGGUUUAAAUUUAGGCAAUCGCAUUGCCACUGUAUUGUUUUAUAUGAGCGAUGUGGAGCAGGGUGGAGCAACAGUUUUCACCUCUCUUCAUGCUGCCUUGUGGCCAAAGAAGGGAACAGCUGCCUUUUGGAUGAAUCUACAUCGCGAUGGCGAGGGUGAUGUGAGAACGCGACAUGCGGCUUGCCCCGUACUUACAGGCACCAAAUGGGUGUCUAACAAAUGGAUACAUGAACGAGGACAGGAGUUCCGCAGAUCCUGCGAUUUGACUGAGGAUCAUGGCGAUUUCGCCAUUUAGUUCUAGUGGGACACUAGUUAGUUCAAUACAACGAAUCUAUGAAUCAAAUCUAUCAAGAUGCUCAUACAAGAUGCUUCCACUUAUGCAUUUGUUACUCUACUUUUCGUGUUUAAGAUGAAUGAAUUCCUAUUGUAAAUACCAUGAAACAAAUUCUCAAAACUUACUCAAACAAUUAUAUUUCUUUUUUUUCUCUCAUUAGGUUAUAUACAUAGAAAUUUUUUAUUGAAUUUAUCUACUUUUGUAUAUUGUCUAGUUUAAAUAGUAGAACAAAUUGCAAUAAAAACAAAUAAAAUAUGAA